Molecule: messenger RNA, 3743 nt
Organism: Biomphalaria glabrata
Lineage: Eukaryota; Metazoa; Mollusca; Gastropoda; Planorbidae
Product: centrosomal protein of 95 kDa-like
Exons: 24
Coding region: 244-3222 (992 amino acids)
Cellular component (GO): centrosome; spindle pole
Source: RefSeq, a predicted model, not a curated record
GUUAAUUUAGAGAGCCAAUAAAAAGAAAACAAAACGCAAAUAUUGAAGAACUACCCGAGUGAAACUAGAGAUUAUUUUUAUAUUUUAUGCCUAUCACAACUAAAGUUCGAUUGAGAAAGAUAUCAUCGAGAUCUUAAAUUUUUGCUGCUAAGGUAGCAACUAUCUAGAUCUUGGAUCUAAAACACAUCUGGACUCGUCUGGAGUACUUACCAAACGUCCAACUCCAAAAGAAAGCUUGAAGUUAUGGCUUGCUUGGAGUCUUUUGGUCCAACUUCAGAUUUACCAACUCCUAGAGGUGUUGUAAACUUAGCCAACCAUCUGCUUGCUGAGUUUAAUAUUCCUACAAGACUAGAAGAUGUGUCUGAUAUAAGUGCAGCUCUGUUUGUUGUUCUGUAUGAGAGUCUUUUUAGUGACAGACUUCCAGGUAUAGUUCGACAACCAUUCAGCAAAGAGGAUGAAAUACACAAUUGCCAGACAGUGAUUGAUGUACUGUCCUCUGAUGUUGUUCAUGAUAACCUCAGUCAUAUACGUGGUGUGGAUAUCAUAGCAGGAAACCUGACCUCUAUUUCUAACCUUUUGGACAUAUUUCAGUAUCUGCUAGAAUACGUGGUCAAUAAGAUAGACAGUGAUCUGGACAACAAUUUCUCAAGAAUCAGUGCUGAAUCUGACCAAUCAAAGUUUGGAAAACAAGAUCAGAACUCCUUGGAAACGUCAUCAGAAAUGUCAGACAAGACAAAGAAAAAACAAACAACGAGCAGGAGUAACAAAGAUAGCAAAACAUCUUUGUACAAGUCCAAUCAACAUGAUGGAUUACAACCAGCAAGCCUAAAUAAAAAUGAAAAUAGAAAAGCUUUUGAUGAACAUCCAGUCAUCACCCAUGAAGAAUUCUUUGCUAUGACCUACAAAAAAGCUCCAGCUUAUCAUUUAGUUCGUCCACCUUCACCAAUCAAGGCUGAUCAGUCAGAGUCACUCCUUGGACAAAAAACGGUGGAUUCAGAAUUUGAUGAUACACAAAAAAUUCAUCAAUCUCUUAAUUCUUUCAAACGACCAACAUCUCCACAAAUAGAUCAGUUUCUGAUGAAGGAUUAUCAUACAGACAUGUAUUCUGAUUCAGUGAGUCAUCAAGUUCCAGAUAAACCUUUUGCUGCUUCAUUAACACUGAACAGACCUGAAAUGAAGAGAGAUUCACCUGAAUUGAAAUUGGUUAAACACACAUAUGCCUCAAUUCCUGCUAAAACAACAUAUGAUCCUGUUUUCUCUAAAUCAGCUUAUGAUCCUGUAUCCAGUAAAACUACUUUCAAUCAGGUAUCUACUAAAAGUUCAUUUGAUCCAUUAGCUACACAAAUGAACAAUGCUAUAGCAACUAAAACGACGUAUGAUGCAGUUUCAGACAAAGCCAUCUAUGAGCAUAUUUCAUCUAAAACAAUGUUUGAUCCAGUAUUAUCCACUAAAGCAACUUGUGAUCCUGUAGCAUCCACUAAAACUGCUAGUGCUUCAACAUAUGAACCAAUGUCAUCUAAAAGUCUGUCUGAUCCAUUUCCCUCCAAAACUGCACCUGAUUUAGUUUCUACUAAAUCUUCAUCUGAUCCAGUGCCCACUAAAGUUUCAUAUGAUCCAGUUUCCUGUUCUACUUAUAAACCAGAGUCAUUGUCUGGUCAUUACCAACCUUCAGCUGUCAAUGUGGAGAUUCCUACCGCUGAAAGAGAUUCAACAUCAAAACAACAUAAUUAUUCCUAUGAUGACUUGCGCCAGAUGGUAGAGAAGACCACUGCACUGACCAGAAUAGCCUUAAUGACUAGUCCCAUAAGGUCUAAAGAAUUAGAUACCUUUGAUAAGAUCAAGCCAACUUUACCUUGUUCAGAUGAACCAUUAUUUUCAUCCAACUUGAAAAGAGAUGAGAGUAAACAUGUAGCAUUUGCUUCUUAUCAGUCAGACACUGAUAGAGAGAAAAAAUUGGUAUGUAAACCUUCUCAUCACAGUAAAAGACCUCACAGUGGACUGAGCACAGCCAAGCAAAUGAACAAAAGCAGGUAUAGCAGCAGAGUGUCAGCGUCACAGAAAUGUAAACAAGGUGUGACAAAGUCAACCAAGAAACAACAAGCAAACAAUUUUCCAUCUAAUAGAGUCUAUGAAGCAACUCGUCAAACUCUUUUAAAAGAAGACAUGGCUUUCAAAGAAAAACAGGAUAUUUUACAAAGAUUUUAUGCAAAGGACCAUGAAGAGUUCACUGAAGAGGUAGAUGAUCUGAUUGGAAGAGAAAAACAGGAAGUUCGUAAAAAGGAGGGAGAAUUGUUAAAGCAAUUCCUUAAAGAUAAUCAAAAGAAAAGACCUGAAGGAAAAAAAGUUACAUCACUUUCAAGUAAACAAGCCAAGAUGAAAACAAAGUCCAGAAAGCCACAGAGUCAGUCCAUCAAACAAGAUUCAGUAGAGCCUGUUUUCAAUGCUGAAACAAAGGAAGAUCUGUUACCUGCCUUACUAGAGGAGUUUCCAUACCUCCAUUUGAGUGACCACACCUGGCAUGAACUAUGGAGACGUGGACUGCAACAGAUUGAAGCUCUGACUCGUUCUUAUCAGGAGAAUCUGAGGAAAAAGACCAGCGCUCAGAACCAGUUGGAAGAUGCUGCUGAUAGGCAUCAGUUGUUGGGAGAUUUAAUGAGGAAACAAUUAGAACACACUCAAAGAAUGCAUGAACUCAAAGAACAAAAGUUACAACAGAUCAAAGUAAAAAAUAAAAUGCAUGAAAAGAGGAUGCAGUCUGCACGUGCCAGACGCUACUACAAUGAAUAUCAAGUCCGUGCAAGGUCAAAACAAUUAAAAAAGAGAACAAAAGAAGAAAUGGUUUUCCGUGAUUUGUUCAAAACUGCAUUAAAUAUCCAGAAAGAAAGACUGAAAGAUAUUCGUCAUUAUGCCAAUGAUUGUCGAAAACGUCAGGAAAUUCAGCGCCAAAAUGGAAUAGAAUCAUUAGAAAAUUUUUACCAAGACCAAUUCCAGAUGCUGGCAGAAAGAUUAGAUAAAGAACGAUUGGACACUGGAGUAAGAGAAAUGGCUCAACAGCAGAUGCUAGAGCGUGUGAAACGAGAACUUCGAAAGAAAAUGGAAGCAGAGAUAAAGCUGUACCAAGAACAGAUGUUUCAAGAUGAUGAUAAUGUUCACUUUAGACAAAAGGAUGCAGAUCGAGUCAAGCAACAUUUGCAUCUAGCUCGCUACACUGGCAAAGUUUGAGUGACAUCCUCAUAAAGUAGUACAAUGAGAAAUCUCUACAAAAAAUGUCUACAUUUGCUUUUAAAAACUUGAACAAACAUAAAUAUAAAAAAAAAAAAAGAAAUUCUAUUAAUGUGUGUACACAAUUGAUCAAUAUUACUGCCCAAGUGAGUUUUAUUUCUACUCUUAUGAAAUUGGCUUAGAAACAAUGUAAAUGAGUCCAAGUUGAAUAUUCUGUCAAGAUCUUGGUAAGACUUAUGAAGUUGUAUGUUGUAGAUGAUAUAUAUAUGUGCCCAAAGACUAAUUAAGUUUGCUUUUCUGUAGAUCACAAAUGACCAUUCUCUGUAUGAGUCAAAACUUUUUUUAUAAGUAGUUUUUAUGUCUUUAUUUUAUAUCUUAUUUAUGAACUGCUCUACUUUGUUAUGUAUUGACCAGGGAACUUAUUUUACCAUUGUACAUACAUUAUUAUUAUUGCUAAAACAUUUGAUUUCUCAUCAUGUACACAUUUAUAUACACAAUAAAUUAACAUCUUUUCAUGAAAA